Hyaloscypha bicolor E is the source of this 484-nucleotide messenger RNA. RefSeq lists its product as uncharacterized. NCBI's taxonomy places the organism in Eukaryota, Fungi, Ascomycota, Leotiomycetes, Helotiales, Hyaloscyphaceae. The annotation marks the transcript as partial. The record is from RefSeq and is a predicted model, not a curated record. The transcript has a single exon.
AUCAUCAAACUCAGUUAUAUUUCCCCCUUGAACACUAACGAGCAUGAAAUCCGACUCGUUCGAGCCGCAAGCGAAGAGGUCAGCUGCCACGUUGAGACUGCGAACCUGGACCUGAGUCCGUCUCAUAAAGCGCUGUCCUACGAAUGGGGAGCUGAGAACGGCCCUGAGAGAGAGGUUAUAUUGGAUUCCGGCCGCGUGAGUGUGCGAGAGAAUCUGUGGUGGGCGUUGUACUAUUUGAGAGAUUAACUGGAACGUCGCGUCCUUUGGAUCGAUGCCAUUUGUAUCAAUCAGUCGACAUCAAAGAACGAAAUCACCAAGUUUCUAAAAGGGGAGAAAUUUAUUCUCGGUCUAUUAGGGUUGUUGCGUGGCUUGGCCAGGAGAACAAUUGGGAAAGUGAUUCCACUCUGGCGAUGCUCUUUUUGCAACCACUCCUUGCAACUCGGAGUCCGAGUGCCGGAAUCCUAAAGGUAGUUUUAGGCCGGAA